AUGGAGACUGUGCGUUAUUGCCAAGCAAAACUUAUUGACAUGGAAGACAGAGCGCGGAGAGAUCUGCUCAUUCUGAACCUCAAGGAGGUAGUCGAAGGCUCAAACGCUUUGAGUUACUUGACUGGAAAACUCACCGAGUGGUUCCCUGCCUUUGCCAACGCCUGCCCGGAGCUGAUGAGGUGUCACCGGCUUGGUCGAACACCAGAGCCCCGUACGGAUGGCAAGCCCCGGCGUCCCCGCCCGCUCAUCGAAGAAGCUGCUGCAGUGCUGACGCCAGUGAAGAAAAAAAUAAAAAAUGUGGGAAUCUUCUUAAAGAAUGAUGAUGAGGAGGACGAAGAAGAAGACGGGGACGAUGCAGAGGAGCUGUUGGGGAAAGGAGCUCGAAGUGCAGCGCUGCUCGCCGACAGGACCAGGAAUGAGAUGACAGCAGAGGAGAAGAGGCGAGCGCAUCAGAAGGAGCUGGCCAACAGUUUGAACGAAGAGGCUAAACGCAGACUGACGGAGCAGAAAGGAGGGCAGCAGAUACAGAAAGCCCGAAAGUCAAAUGUUUCGUACAAAAACGUGUCACAGAUGCCUCGAGAAAAGGACAUCAGAGAAAUGAAAAUUUUUAUUGACAAAAAGUACGAGACUGUGGUGAUGCCGGUGUUUGGGACCGCUACACCAUUCCACAUCGCAACCAUCAAGAACAUCAGUAUGUCAGUAGAGGGCGACUACACAUAUCUGAGGAUAAACUUCUACGUCCCCGGCAGCUCUCUGGGACGACAUGAAGGAAACAUCUUCCCAAACCCUGAGGCCACCUUUGUCAAAGAGAUUACAUACAGAGCCUCGAACCUCAAAGCCCCGGGAGAGCUGUCGGUGCCCUCGGUGAACUUGCAGAAUGCCUUCCGAAUCAUCAAAGAGGUGCAGAAGCGAUACAAGACACGAGAGGCAGAGGAAAAGGAGAAGGAAGGCAUCGUGAAGCAGGACUCGCUGGUCAUCAACCUAAACCGCAGUAACCCCAAACUCAAAGACCUGUACAUCCGACCAAACAUCGCACAGAAGAGGAUGCAGGGUUCUCUGGAGGCGCACACAAACGGUCACUCUCUGCGCCGCAGAUACAAUAGCUGUGAAAAGCCCUUGCUCACCUCCUACGGCGAAGAACAACGCUGCUCAGACAGGCGGGUUUUGUGCCGCCGCCAAACCUCACGCACCGUGAACCCACAACCACAGCCUCAGAACCACAGCCUCAGAACCAACAGCCUCAACCCACAGCCUCAAACCACAGGCCUCAAACCAGCAGCCUCAGAACCACAGCCCACAGAACCACAGCCUCAGAACCGCAGCCUCAGAAACCACAGCCUCAGAACCACAGCCUCAGAACCACAGCCCAGAACCACAGCCUCAGAACCACAGCCUCAGAUCCACAGCCUCAGAACCACUGCCAUCAGAACCACAGCCGCUGAACCGCAGCCUCAGAACCACAAGCCUCAAAUCCAUUACUAUUCUGCACCUUGA
Molecule: messenger RNA, 1494 nt
Organism: Knipowitschia caucasica
Lineage: Eukaryota; Metazoa; Chordata; Actinopteri; Gobiiformes; Gobiidae
Source: the annotation of a GenBank genome assembly